AUGUCAUAUAAUUGUAAUAAUCAUUCAUCAGUUUUAACACAACAUAUAAAAAAGAAAUUUAAAAAAGAUAGUGAUCAACAUCAAAUAAUUAAUUCUCGUCAUUUAUAUCGACCAAUAAUGAAUCCAUCAACAUUGGAGCCACGACGUGAUUUACCAUUACAUAAAAUACCUGAAUUACUUGCGAAAAUAACUGGAACAUUUUCAUCAACAUCCGAUAUAAAACAAUCAUCAUUAAUUGAUCGUCAUGAACAAAUAUUUGAACGUUAUUCAAAUGAUCAUCAAAGUUUAUCAGUUAAUGAUAUUCUUCGUUUUUGUUAUGAUCUUUCAAUUGAACCUGAUUCAUAUGAAGUUCUUCUAUUUUGUUUUCUUUGUCGAGCAAAACAAAUGUAUUUAUUAACAAAAGAUGAAUUUUUACUUGGAUUAAAAACUCUUGGAAAUCAUUUUGAUAGUUUCAUUGAUAUUCGAACAAUAUUAAUAAACUAUAAUAUAUUAUUAUAUGAAAAAGAAUUUUAUUUAUGGACAUAUCAUUAUGGUUUAAUAGAUGAACAACGUUGUUUAACAACACAAAAUGCUAUAAGUUUAUGGCGUUUAUUUUAUUCGAAAACAAUUGAAAAACCUCAAAUACUCGAUCAAUGGUUAAAUUAUUUAGAAAAUAAUACAAUUAAUGAAAUUCCGAAAACAAUUACAUGUGAUACAUGGACAAUAUUUCCUCAAUUCGCCAAAUUUAUUCAAUUAAAUGGUUAUAAAUCUUAUGAUGAUACGGAAGCAUGGCCUUGUUUAUUUGAUGGAUUUGUUGAAUAUUUGAGCAAGUCAAAACUGAAAGCACUUAAAUUAAAAUUAUUUCAUAUUGAACCAGAAUUAAAAUAUCAAAAACAAGGAGAACGAUCUAUUCUUGGAGAUAUUAAUCAUAUCAGUCGUUCAAAUACAUCAUUAAAUCAUUAUAAUUCCACUACAGGCGUACUUCGUCUAUCAGAUACAAAGUCAUAUAAAUUUUCAUUAAAUGAUUUAAUUGAUGAUGGUAUUAUUGGAGAAGGAAGUUUUGGUACUGUAUGUAAAAUGAAACAUGAAAAAAGUGGUACUAUGAUGGCUGUUAAAUAUAUUCGUUCAACAGCUGAUGAACAAUGUCAAAAACAAAUGCUUAUUGAAUUAGAUAUUGUUAUGCGUGAAAAUACAUGUCCACAUAUUAUACAAUUUUAUGGUGCUCUUCUUGAAGAAGGAGAUUGUUGGAUAUGUAUGGAAUUAAUGAAUACAUCACUGGAUCAUUUCUAUAAAUUUAUUUAUCAUAAACUUAAUCAAUUCAUCCCUGAAAAUAUUCUUGCUUAUAUAACACUUUCUACAUUACAAGCACUUGAUUAUAUGAAAUCUCGUUGGAAAAUAAUACAUCGAGAUGUUAAACCUUCGAAUAUAUUAGUUUCGAGAACAGCAAUAAAACUUUGUGAUUUUGGAAUAAGUGGAAAAUUAAUUGAUUCUAUUACUAAAACACGUGAUGCUGGUUAUCGUCCAUAUUUACCACCUGAACGAAUAGAUCCAAUGCGAGCAACAGGUGAUGGUUAUGAUGUUCGAUCAGAUGUUUGGUCAUUUGGAAUAACAAUUUAUGAAAUAUGUACAGGUUAUUUUCCAUUUCGAGAGUGGAAAUCUGUAUUUGAUCAAUUACAACAAAUCGUUGAAGGACCACCAUUAAAACUUACAAUCGAUCGUCUUUCAGAUGAUUGUAAAGAUUUUGUUAAUAUAUGUUUGAAUAAAGAUGAAAAUCAACGACCAAAAUAUAAACAAUUAUUAGAACAUUCAUUUGUACAGAAAGCAAAUAAUUUACAACAAAAAGAAAAUACUAUUGCUUAUUUAUCGGAUAUUAUUGAUGAUCUCGAAAAGAAUACAGAUACAUUUCGAUUGUGUUAUUAUUUACCUUAA
Messenger RNA from Adineta steineri, 1908 nucleotides. Lineage: Eukaryota; Metazoa; Rotifera; Eurotatoria; Adinetida; Adinetidae. The record is from the annotation of a GenBank genome assembly.